GUUGAAAUUCCAAUAAAUUUACGGUAUAUAUAGUUAUUUGCAUUGUACGAAAUUUAUUCUGAGUUUCGGAGUUCUUUAUCCAGAAAACAUGUCCACUUUUGCUUUCCUGCUGCUCUGCGUACAAGCUUGCCUCAUUCAGCAAGCCUACAGCCAAGCUAUCUUUGGUGGGUACGGUCUGGGUCCUUCAUACGGUGCUGUGGGUUAUGGCGGAACUGAAGUGACUGCCGUCGAGGUUGACACCUUUGCCGCUGGCGCGAGUGGCUACAACGGCGGCUUGGGAAUUAACAACUUGGGUCUGGCUGGCAUCAACAACUUAGGACUGGCUGGUGGCUUAGGAGUAGCCGGCGUUAACAACCUAGGACUUGGCAUCAACUCUGGACUUGGUCUUGGAAUCAACUCCGGUCUCGGAUUGGGAGUUGGCAAUGUCGGAAUUGGCGGACUUGGCGUUGGCUCGGUCGGUCUUGCCGGCGUCGGCGCUGGCUACGGCGGUGUGGGUAACGGCGCUCUCGCCGUCGCUGGAGAGCUGCCAGUCUCUGGCACCACCAUCGUCAAUGGCGCCGUGCCAGUGCUCGGCGCUGUGACCUUCGGUGGCAACGUGCCAGCUGCUGGCGCCGUCUCCAUCUCUGGCAACUGCGGAUGCGGAGGUGUCCCAUACGGAACUUUCUAG
Messenger RNA from Amyelois transitella, 667 nucleotides. RefSeq names its product chorion class CA protein ERA.1-like. Bases 89 to 667 code for a protein of 192 amino acids. NCBI's taxonomy places the organism in Eukaryota, Metazoa, Arthropoda, Insecta, Lepidoptera, Pyralidae. The record is from RefSeq and is a predicted model, not a curated record. The transcript is spliced from 2 exons.